AUGCGUUUAUUCGUUGGUUACAAAUCAUCAAAUCAAAGCUUUAAACAAUUAGAAGUAGAAACUGAAAGAGGUGAUGCCGGUUAUCUUCAGAUGGAUUGCGCCCGUGAAUCUUUCGCAUUUGCAACAUAUAAACCAAAAUCAGAAAGGAAAGUUAAAAAGUUUGUUCAUUCGUUAUAUAAUAAUGUUCAAAAAUAUGAUAACUCAGUAUGUGGUAAAUAUAUUGACCCUUCAGAAGUUUUCAAGAAAGCAAAUGAAGAAGUUGAUGUCACUUUUGAUAUGAUUAUUCCGGUAAAUGAUUUGUUAGCAUUUCAGGCGUUCGAUGAUUAUCCUAAAUCAUUUGGUGAAAUCAUUCUUAAAUAUUAUGUUUUCAGGGAUAGUUUAGUAUUUUGUCAGGUUGACCCGUUAAGAGUUGCUGAUUUACAAAAUUACGUUUAUGAAAAGAUAACUGAUGUAAAUUAUGAAAAGAUUAUGAAUCAUGUUUAUAAAUAUGAUCGCAAAUUCCAACAAAUCGGACUUCCUGCCAAAUUAAUUACAAGCUUAGCCGCUACAUCUGCUGACGCAAAAGUUGAUGACGUUAUUAUUUCAUGCACAAAGAUGGAAGUUUUAGAGGAUAAAUGCAUUACACCAGGAUACGGUUUAAUUGAAGAAUCAGUUAAAGCAAUACCACGUUUAUUCAGUAAGGAAGAUCCAUUCAUGAUUCCAGCUCAACAUAUUGACGUUCGUUCACUAAAUGGAG
Molecule: messenger RNA, 736 nt
Organism: Trichomonas vaginalis G3
Lineage: Eukaryota; Parabasalia; Trichomonadida; Trichomonadidae
Exons: 1
Source: RefSeq, a predicted model, not a curated record